AUGGAGAUGUUUAGAAGAUCUGAUUGGUCAAAAACUUCGGUUUUAUUUAGUAAAACAAGAAAUACAGCUGCUCACGAUAUACUGCAAGCUGCAAAAAGUAGUGAUAUGCUGCUUUUACAGCAAGUUCUACCAAAUGAAGGAAUCGAAAUAUUUGCUAACCAACUAGAUCGCGAUCGUUUAGCCCCAUUACACUAUGCGGCUAGAGGUGGUAAUGUUGAACUCAUUGAAGGCUUAAUUGCAAGAGGUGCAGUAUAUGCCUCGAAAAAGCCUUGCUGUGUGCCUGGCCAAUGGUCUGGUAUGAUAUUGCAAGGAGGCUUUGAUUCUAUGGGAAAGGGUAAAGCUCAAAAAAAUAUUACUUUCGCUGCUAAAUUACAUGUCUACCUCGAUGCCAAAAUGGGCAAAUACAGGGUUGACGAGAGCAUCACCACUUCCAAAAGCAAUAUCACCGUCAUUUCCGACUAUAAGGCUGGUCUUCAAUACCUUGUGAUUGGUAAGAAGUGUACUACUAGCAAGUUGAUGGGAAAAUUCCCCAAUCUGUGUAUUCCGAAGACUGCAAAUUUCCUUGGAAGUGGAGUACUUGGCUUAAAAUUAAAUUAUGAUUUAUUCAGCUUUUCGUCUACUGAUCGAAAAACUGCUGGUAUUGUGGCUGUAACCGACAAAGGCUGUCUACCUGUUUUUGAAUCGAUAACCUUGCCUGUUGCUGGUAAGACACCACAGCAAGUAGCUGUUUCUCAGAUCUUUAGCAACAUCAAGCCUGGAAUUAAAGAUGAUUCAAUAUUUAAAAAGCCUUCAAACUGCCCUUCUCAACCUGAAAAGGUCAUUCAAGGCUUGGAUCCUCUAACUUAUCUUCAUGAGAGAUUGUGCAUCAAACAGACCGUCAAGAAAGAAUUCUUUUUAUUACUUUUAUCAUGCAAAGCGGUUGACAAAAAUCAAAGAAACGACAGUCUUGACGAUUAA
Molecule: messenger RNA, 957 nt
Organism: Trichoplax adhaerens
Lineage: Eukaryota; Metazoa; Placozoa; Uniplacotomia; Trichoplacea; Trichoplacidae
Exons: 5
Coding region: 1-957 (318 amino acids)
Biological process (GO): cell-matrix adhesion
Cellular component (GO): extracellular region; lysosome
Molecular function (GO): protein binding; calcium ion binding
Source: RefSeq, a predicted model, not a curated record